AGAUUUUCCAAAACUUUGUAUUAUUGUGAAACAACUUUGAGAAAAUCCCGAAUCAAAUCAAGGGAGGUCAUUCUUAAGGUUACUUGUUUGUUAAUGACAGGUUAUUGCCAAAUUUUAACAUAUAAAUGUUCUAAACAUUGUUAUUAGAUGUAAUAGACUAAUCAUGAACAUAGCAAGGACUUUCCUGACAUUUUCUGCACGUAGAGUACUUCAGUCUAAAUGUGCAACUUGUCUAGCAGUACAGAAAUGCCAAGUAUCUACAGGGUCAAGCUGCUGCCAAAAUGAUGCCAAGAAACUUAAAAUUAAAAGGUUUACACCACGUCGAGCAGUGCUAUAUAUACCCGGCAGUGAUGAGAGGAAGUUACAGAAGAUACAGAUACUAGAUGUAGACUGUGCCGUCAUGGACUGUGAAGAUGGUGUUGCUGCUAACAGAAAAGUGAGAGACAAACAUACAAUAACAAAACAAAUGGACACUAUUUUUUUUCCAUACAGAGUGUGUGGGGUUCGUGUAAAUGCUGUUAGUAGUGGAUUGAUGGAGGAAGAUUUACGUGUCAUAUUUCAGGCACAACAUUUACCACAGACAAUAAUGGUUCCUAAAGUAAACAGUGUACAAGAGCUUGCCUCGAUAACAAAUAAUUUACAGAAUGCUCUCAAAGAUCGCACAGUUCAGCAUAAGAUCUCACUUGUUUUGUUUGUAGAGAGUGCAUUAGGACUGAUAAAUCUACGUGAUAUUUGUGAGAGAGGCGUGGAACUCUCGUUACGAUCUAACAUCUAUAAUGUUGACGGUCUCGUGUUUGGCUCAGAUGACUUUUGUGCUGAUAUAGGUGCUAAGAGGUCAGCAGAAGGAUCAGAACUUCUCUAUGCACGUCAGAAAUUUGUAACGAUAGCUAAAGCUUUCCGACUACAAGCUAUAGAUAUGGUACAUAUAGAUUACAAAGACCAGGUGACCUUGAAGGAACAGUCUAUUAAAAGUGCAGGUAUGGGUUUCACAGGUAAACAGGUGAUUCAUCCAUCACAGGUACCCAUAGUGCAGGAAGCAUUUAGUCCAAGUGAAGAACAUAUAGACUGGGCUAAAGGACUCAUUAAGGCGUUUGAAGAUCACCAGACAUCUGGAACAGGGGCGUUUACAUAUCGUGGUCACAUGAUUGACAUGCCGUUGUUAUUGCAAGCGAAGAACGUUGUACAGUUAGCGGAAGCGAUACAUGCUGUACGUAGAAGUUUAUGAGAGAUGUUGUAACGGAGGAAUUUCAAUCACCACUGUAACAAGCUUAUAUUGAGUGCUGUGUUACUCCCAGCAGCUGUUGAGAGAUAACAUUGUCACGUCUGGUGUUUAAAAUGUCAAUUGUCUAUGUUUUUCAACAAUCUAAUGUCAUUGACAAUGUAUAAUUAGCAAAUUCACAUGCAAUCAAAAUACUCUAUGCAAGAGAAAGAAAAUGUUAUUCUUUGAAGCAGUUGUGCAUGUAAUCAAGCAAUCAUAUGAUUGUAGUCAUGAUUGACUUUUGAGAUUUUUUUCAAUAAUCAUAGUUUGAAUGCAAGACCAUAAACAGCCAAAAUUUUAUUGUGUUGUGUGUAUAUUUUUUCGUAUUUUCCAAUGAAAAGUUACAAAUUCUACAGUUUAUA
Messenger RNA from Ruditapes philippinarum (Manila clam), 1620 nucleotides. RefSeq names its product citramalyl-CoA lyase, mitochondrial-like. Gene Ontology annotation, biological process: regulation of cobalamin catabolic process. Lineage: Eukaryota; Metazoa; Mollusca; Bivalvia; Venerida; Veneridae. Gene Ontology annotation, molecular function: (S)-citramalyl-CoA lyase activity. The transcript is spliced from 10 exons. Bases 164 to 1225 code for a protein of 353 amino acids. The record is from RefSeq and is a predicted model, not a curated record.